UCUUUAUUGAGUUUAGUUUAGUUUUUAUUUAUUUCCCACCCAAAAGGGUGGGAAACUGUGGCUUUGGUUUUUAGCAAUCCGGAUCGGAAGGGGUUCUAAAACUGUUCCCAUCUCGUCCAAAGUUGUAUAACGCCAUCGGUGGAAUGGGUGAUGGAGAGGCUUGCCAAGCGUGUCGGAGGAAAUUAGGAGCAAUGGGCAGUGCCAAUUUCAUUCAGAUGGCCCAGUCCUGUUGGCCCUACCAGUGGGGUUCAGAUAUAGCUGUUACUGCUUGAGUUGGAGAACCCAGGAACAGAAAUGCCAUUCACAGAACCGAGCAAUGCAAUGAAGGAGGCUGGCAGGAUGUACCUUUCUGGAGCAAAACUGUUUUGCGGCAUCAGAAACUUGGUGCCUUUUCCUAUCCACGCCUUGGGAGCAUAGGACCCCAACAAAUUUUGGGGGAGGAGCAUAGGGAGGUGGGCUUGGCCAAACUGAUGUUCCCUGGAAAAGCUGGAGGGCAGUCGGGUGAGCAGUGAUCCUUCAAAACACUGGUUUGUGUGCAAUAUUCUCCCCCCCCAAAGCAGCUGUUCAGUGUAAAAUAACCACCUGUUGCAAGCAUUUGUCUGGAGAGGACGGGAACGAGGGAAGCAAGAGCUAAACUAAGCGGGUGAUGUACACACAGCCAAAAAGAAGAGCAGGUGGUCUUCAGCCUACAGCCACAAUUUGCUUCUCCUCCUUUCUCUCUUUCUUCUCUGCCCUCUGCACAAAUAUUCGUCUUUCAUGCCUUUUCCUCCGCUCUCUUUUUUCCUCGCUCUCGUUUGCACCAGGACGCAAGGCAGAUCCCCGGGUGGCCGCAGUGGCACCACCUCUCCCCGCACGACCCCCAGCAACUCUCCGUCUUUGAGAAAGCGCCUCCUACAGCUGCCUGCCCGGCCUGCUCCAGAGCCACCCUUGGAGACCAUGGUGGAAAAGGGCACCGAUAACCCUGCUGAGCGGGCCCCUCCACCGGGGCCCCCUCAGGGCAACCCUCUCAACUACCCACUCAGCGGGCGCAGCUUUAUUCGCAAUAACAAGAAAAUGCAGAGCUGGUACAGUAUGCUGAGUCCCACCUAUAAGCAACGCAAUGAAGACUUCCGCAGGAUCUUCAAAGGGCUUCCUGAAGCUGAGAGGCUUCUUGUAGAUUACUCCUGCGCGCUGCAGCGUGACAUCUUACUUCAAGGACGGCUUUAUCUAUCAGAGAACUGGAUUUGCUUCUACAGCAACAUCUUCCGAUGGGAGACCACGAUUUCCAUCCAGCUCAAGGAGGUCAUAUGCAUCAAGAAGGAAAAGACGGCCAAGCUGAUCCCCAACGCGAUUCAGAUUUGCACAGAGACGGAGAAGCAUUUCUUCACAUCCUUCGGCGCCCGCGACCGAUGCUUCAUGCUAAUCUUUCGCCUUUGGCAGAAUGCACUUCUGGAUAAGACAUUGCCUCCACGAGAACUCUGGCACAUUGUCCAUCAAUGCUAUGGUUCUGAACUUGGCCUGACCAGUGAAGAUGAUGAUUACGUUUCUCCCAUUGAUGAUCUCAAUGGCUUGGGGAGCCAUAAAGAAAUUGGAGAUGAUAUCGACCUGACUGAGCUGACUUCCCGCUGCAGCACUGACCUCAAGCUGGACACCAGUCCCUUGCUGGACAAAAGGGACACCAGUCAGAGCAUCAACUCACUGGCCAGCAGCAGCGAUGGGACCACAUCGUUGGCAGAGGAUCUGGAGGAGAACACUGACAGCCAAAUGGAUGCUUCAUCCAGCCACACAGUGACCUCAGCCACGGAACCCCCACCAGAUGAUUUGCUGCAAGGAUCUCCUGUGUCCCCCCCGGAGGGGGACCCACCCCCCAGUGAGGAGCUCCCCACUGACAUGAGUAAUUCCUCCUCUUCCACACAAGAUGAAGCCGAAGUGGAAGCCUUCUUCACCGACUUGCCAGGGCGGCUCCUGAUUAAUGCUGUGUAUCACAUUGGAGCUGAGAGGUUGCAACAAAUGCUCUUCAGUGACUCCCAGUUCAUACAUGGCUUUUUUGACCAACGCAAGUUCACAGAUGUUACACUGACUUCAUGGAGUGGAGACAGCAAGUGUCAUCAAAGCCGUGUCAUCACCUACACCAUCCCCAUCAGUAACCCUUUGGGCCCCAAGAUUGCACCUGUGGUGGAGACCCAGACUCUGUUCCGUGCCAGUUCCAAGAAUGGAGGCUGUGUAGUUGACUCAGAGGUGGUCACCCAAGGCAUCCCUUACCAGGAUUACUUCUACACUGUGCAUCGAUACUGCAUCACCACCAUAGCCAAAAGCAAGGCCAGGCUCAGAGUCUCCUCUGAAAUCCGGUAUCGGAAGCAGCCGUGGACCCUAGUGAAGACUUUCAUUGAAAAAAAUGCAUGGAGUGGUGUUGAAGAAUACUUCCAGCACUUGGAACUGGCACUGGUGCAAGCAGAAAAGGCUCUGCUAGAGGAGAGCUGCCAUGGCAAAGAACCCCGGGGUCUCUUGUCUGGAUUGCGUCGCAGGAAACGUACCCUGAGCUGGAGAGCACCCCAUGUUGAACCCCCAAUGCCCACACUACCCGAUGGUGAAGGGGCAUCACGUACUGUUCGCCCCUCAGGCAGCCUGACCUCACGUCUUUCAGAACAACUACUGGAGCCGGGACAGGGACAGACUGUCUCCACUGUGAUCCUCGUCAUCAGUCUGGUUCUCUUAGUUCUUGUCAUCCUCAACAUGAUGCUGUUCUACCGGCUGUGGUCUCUGGAGCACACAGCCCGAACCGUGGAGUCAUGGCAGACAUAUGCGCUCUCCAAUGGAAAACUUCCACAGACAGCCUCGGAAUGGGCAGAGAUUCUGGAGCUGCAGAAACAGUUCCACAGUGUGGAGGUGCAAAAGUGGAAACAGAUCCUGAAGGCCUCAGUGGAGCUUCUGGAUGAGAUGAAACUCUCCCUUGAGAAGCUGCAGCAGGGCAUCAUGGUGGCAGAGCCCCCGUUGGAGCCCGAGUGAAGCCACAGUAUCUUCCUCUCUCUUGAGGAGGUUGCUGAGUUACUGGAGAGAAGACUCCUGAGACUCAUCCCAGAAACUGUUGAACCAGUAGUGUGGGGAUCCUGUGGGUGGAGGUGGGAGGAAAUAGCACUGUGUUCCUUGCCAGAUCCAUCACCUGGACAUUAUCCUCAAGAGUGCCACUGGUAGCAGUGGAUCCCUUGGUGGAACCUGUUUUGCUGGGAAUAUCACUCUCUGAUCAUUCUUCCUGGGACAGUUCCUGCAGGGACUUCUCUUUGACCCCUUUCCCCUUCAGUGCUAUUUAUAUUCCACCCAGGAUCCCCAAGAAUCCUUGAUUUUCUGUAUCCUGGCACCAGUUCUUUUUUCCAGCUAUUGUUUGGGGAGGAUGGAGGGUGGGAUCAAUGUUAGGCGGCGGAUGGCCUCUGGAGCUGGGAUCUGCCUUUUGCCCUUCAUUCAACAGUUGAGAUACUGUACGGAGGACAGCAAAGAAUUUAGAUCUGCAGUUCUCUCUCUUAUACGCACAAGCUAUCAUGAACUGGUGGUGGGGAGAAAGCAAUUCAGAGGCUCCAGUGGGUUCAUUCUUUCCUUGGCUCUCUUUCCUGCUGCUCCCCUCCCCUAUCUUUCCUACCACUUGGUAGGUCUGAUGAUUAAUGUUCUUAAAAGGGAUCUUCUCAACAAAUUACCUCUGAUAGGGUAAAAGCUCUUCAGGACCGCAUUUUCACACACAGAAAAGCAGAGAGCUGGACUACAGCAUUUUCUUGCUGGUUGCACAUUAAUGCAGAGAAAUUUCUGAACAAGGGGUCACCCUUGGAGUGUCCCUGUAAUCUUGAAAGAUACAUACACCAGCAGUUCUAUAUACACAUAACCUUGCUAUCUUGGAGUCCAGCCCAACCCUCCUUUUCACAGAAUGGUAACUGACUUCUGAAAGUAUCCGCCAAGUUCUGCUCCUCAUGGACUGUAUUUACACAACACUAAAUCCAAAAGGCUGAUGAAAGAGUGCACUGUUUUCCCACUGCGCAUAGCCAGAGACAUAAGCUGAAUGCAGCGUUUCUCAACCUUGACAACUUUAAGAAUUCUGGAAGUUGAAGUCCAGACAUCUUAAUGUUGCUAAGGUUGAGAAACACUGUUUUAGUGUGUUGUCCGAACUGGAAAUUGUCACCAUUUGGGGUUUACUGAAAAUGGACUUUGUAGCCAAGGCAUGUUGUAGGUUUAAGUGUUCCAAAACCCCAAAUGGCACACCUUUUUUGAGUUUGGAAAACAUGUUUGAGUCUGGAUAACAAUCAGUGUAUAUAGCUAUCGAGAGUGUGGUAAAGUGCUAGUGUUCAUUCUUGUUAACCAGGCAUUUGGGUUUAGUGUGCCACACAAACAGAUAAUUUAGUACAAAAUGCUCCAAAUGGUGCUUUUUAGGGAAUGUUGUAUCUGGGUGCAGUCAAGACCAGUGGUGCCAUCCGGGUUUUAUUUUUUUUUAACCCUGUGCAGCAUGCCAUGUGUGCCACACAGGAGAUUCUUGCAUCUGCCUCCUGAACAACAGCUGGGCCUUGCCUUCCCACAAGGAAACUGUAUUGUCACUAUAAAGUGAAGUUUCACUGCCAAUCUGGGCCUCUAAGCCCUUCAAAUAUACUGGCAAGGAGGGGGCAUUGAAAUCUGCCCCCUCCUGGAGAGGGGGUUGUGUGUCUGUCAACUCUGUGUUCUCUUACCCCAAAAACUUGGGAAGCCAGGUUUCAGACCCUCUCCCUUUUUUCCCCUUCCCCCAUUAAAAGGGGGGUGGGGGGUGGUCUCUUUCCUUCAGUUUUGUAGAUCUGUUCAGUAUUAAUAAUCCCAUGUGUUUGCAGUUCCAGAAAAACACCAAGGCUUAUUUAUUAGGGAGUGAAAUAAAGACCGUGGAUCGGA
Messenger RNA from Python bivittatus (Burmese python), 4872 nucleotides. The record is from RefSeq and is a predicted model, not a curated record. Lineage: Eukaryota; Metazoa; Chordata; Lepidosauria; Squamata; Pythonidae.